Drepanopeziza brunnea f. sp. 'multigermtubi' MB_m1 is the source of this 858-nucleotide messenger RNA. RefSeq lists its product as uncharacterized. NCBI's taxonomy places the organism in Eukaryota, Fungi, Ascomycota, Leotiomycetes, Helotiales, Drepanopezizaceae. Gene Ontology annotation, biological process: Ras protein signal transduction. Gene Ontology annotation, molecular function: GTP binding; GTPase activity; GDP binding. Gene Ontology annotation, cellular component: plasma membrane. The record is from RefSeq and is a predicted model, not a curated record.
AUGUCGACCUCCGCCGACUUACCUCACCGCAUCACAAUCACCAUCUGCGGCGACGGCGGCUGCGGCAAGUCCUCCAUAACGCUGCGGCUCGUCCGCUCGCAAUGGACACACGAGUACGACCCCACAAUCGAGGACUCCUACAGCAUAACGCGCAAGGUUGACGGGCAGACGUACCACCUGGCACUCACCGAUACGGCCGGCCAGGAGGAGUACCGCGGGAUGUGGGCGUCGGCGAACCUGCGCUCCGACGCCUUCCUGAUGGUCUACGACAUCACGAACCUGAGCAGCCUGGCCGCGCUGCAGGAGUUCAACGACCUGAUCGACAUCGAGGCGGAGACGCGCAUGGAUGCCUGGGAGCGGGAUCACCAUUCCUCCGGGACGCUGGGCAGGAAGAAGAGGAAGCCGGGUUUGGGUACAGGUGUCAAUGCAGCGGGGCCAGUGAGGCCGAUCAAGAUCGUGGCGGGCAACAAAUGCGACUUGCAGGAGUCGCGACAGGUGUCCGCGCAGAUGGGGCUGGAGUGGGCACGGAAACACAAAUGCGGCUUUAUGGAGACGAGCGCGCGGAAUACGGUUAAUAUCGAAGAGACCUUUGCGCUGAUCGUACGGAGGGUGGUAGAGGCGAGAAGGCAGGCACUUAUCGGGCAAUAUGGGGAUCUGAGUGUAGAUGGCGGUUCCGAGGCGGGAAGCAGGCAGGAGAGGGCGAGCGGGGAGAGCGCGUUUGGGACUCGGCGGGCAGUCACGGCGCCGUUGAGUCCGCUUCCUGUGGCGGAGAAGGUGAUGAGUUUGGAGGUGCCGAAAGAGGGCUUGGGGCGCAGGUGGAAGGCUCUUCUGAGGAAUUUGGCGUGUUGGAAGCAAUAA